AUGGCAUCCCCGACAGCCUCGAACCGUCGCGGCUCAGGCUCCUCAGCCGGGUCGCUCAAGCGAUCCGACGAACGCUCCUCUACCGGACACAAGAUCCCGCUCGAGACCUUGGUAACCCAUUUGCUAGCCGCGAAGCGAUCGCUAUCGUCAAUGAAUCACGUUCUCCGCGCCAACGAAGUAGCUACAUCAGCCCGAAAUGCGCAGGAGGAAGCGGCACUGCUAAACGCCCAGGCCGGCUUUCUUCGCGGCGCGACCCUUGACCAGGCCGCCAUUCUGGUCAAGGUUCGUCGCAGUCUCCAAGCGACCUAUGACUGGGGCAAGAGGGAUUUCCGGGUCCUCGUCAAGUCCAUGGAUAGUGUCGAUGACGAGCUCGGCCGAACAAUAGAGUUUCUUCGGUCAACUCAAGUCAACAGCGUCCUUCGCCCGGAAGACGAGCAGCGAAAGAAUCUAUUAGAUUUCGUCGAUGAAGAAAGCGUCAACACCAUGAGAGAUGCAAUGAAGAAGAGUAUUGAAGAGCUUCAGGGCAUUCAGCAAUCAUUUGACGGCGACCUCCUCCGCUUCGACAACGAUAUCCGCGACCUCAAGAAGAUAAUCAUUGAGUCCCAAACGCAAGAGUCGGAUGAUGAAGGCCAGGCGUCGCGACCGCUUACGAUGGAGAUCAUGAUGAACCUUGUCGAACACUCAACCGUAAUGGCGCAGCUGCUAGUAUCCUUGACGAACCACUUUGACAUGUGCGUCACGGCCAUUCGCACUACAGAGGGCGGUGCGGCUCUAGCUCGCCGCCGAGCUGCUGAGGUGAACCAAAUUCAAGGUAGCGAUGGCGUGUCCAUAUCGGGUGUCAUUGCCGAGCAGGAAUCCAACACCUCGGAUUUGGAGCCGACGACGGAUAGUGACCGAGCAGAAAUGAUCCGGGUUGUGGUGCAGGAUGCAGGCGAGGUCAGCGAUGUUGUUCAGGAGAUUCAAGAGCGUCUUGCGGCCAUGGAACAGGACUACAAAUUUCUGGAGCACCGACACGCCGAAGCUGAAAAAUCAUAUCUCGCCAUGCUCGAGGCAUUCACGAUACUUGGAAACAUCGGCGACCGUCUGCAUGAUUAUCUAGCUGCAGAGCAAGACUUCAGGACUCGAUGGGAGCUGGAGAAGGAGACUGUUUUCGACAAGUUGACAGAGAUGAAGGCGAUGAGAGGCUUCUACGAUGGCUAUGCGAGUGCAUAUAAUACGUUGAUCUUGGAGGUUGAGCGCCGAAAGUCUGUUGAAGAUCGUGUGCAAAACAUCUGGCGUAUGGCACAGGACAACGUGGACAAGUUGUUGGCCGCCGACAGAGCAUCCCGAGAAGCCUUUCACCAGGACGUCGGCGAGUACCUACCGACUGAUUUAUGGCCUGGAAUGCAGGCCAUGCCGAAGCGAUGGCAGGUCACUCGAAUUGAGGACGAUAUAGGCUUCACGGAUGGCCAAGCCGAGGCGACUGAGGAGAAUGUCGGCUGA
Molecule: messenger RNA, 1482 nt
Organism: Cordyceps fumosorosea ARSEF 2679
Lineage: Eukaryota; Fungi; Ascomycota; Sordariomycetes; Hypocreales; Cordycipitaceae
Product: Autophagy-related protein 17
Exons: 2
Coding region: 1-1482 (493 amino acids)
Biological process (GO): autophagy of mitochondrion; autophagosome assembly; autophagy of peroxisome
Cellular component (GO): phagophore assembly site; Atg1/ULK1 kinase complex
Molecular function (GO): molecular adaptor activity; protein kinase activator activity
Source: RefSeq, a predicted model, not a curated record